Messenger RNA from Prunus armeniaca (apricot), 369 nucleotides. Lineage: Eukaryota; Viridiplantae; Streptophyta; Magnoliopsida; Rosales; Rosaceae. The record is from the annotation of a GenBank genome assembly.
AUGAGGAAAGAAGAUUUAAAGGUUCUUUGUUCAUCCAUUGAAAAGCUCAGCAAACUUUGUGCAUUGUCCAUAACUUCAGUAGAAGAGGAUGGGAUCAUUGAUUUGCAGCACCUUUCUUCUUCCCCUCUCCUGCUUCAGAGGCUGUACUUACAAGGACGAUUGGAGACAUUACCUCACUGUAUACCUUCUCUGCAUAGCAUUGUCAUGUUACGUUUGAAGUGGAGUAGGUUAAAGGAUGAUCCACUUGUAUUCCUUCAGUAUUUGCCCAAUCUAGUUCAUCUUGAGUUAUCUCAGGUGUUUGAAGGAGACAGUAUUUUUGGAGCUGGAGGUCAGCAGGUCGACAUCAUGCAAGAUGGAGGAGCUUGUUAA